CUUAUGCCAUCCAUAAAAAUAAUGUGUGGAUUAUUAUUAACUCCAUUUUUUUCGUAAUUUUUCAGAAGAAAAAGGAUUGUAACAUGAAACUCUAAAACACUGUUGACUUUAAUCUAUUUGUAUUAUAAAAUUGUGCUUAGUUAUGCUGAAUCGUAGCUGUUUCCAAAGCAACUUGCUUUAGAUAUUCUAACAUAGCCUUUAAAAACAGGUAAGCAUCGAGUCUUUAAACUCUCCUAAAACCCGUUGAAUCAGUCCCACACAUUAUUUUUUACUCUCUACGUAAAUGUUUAUAUAAAGCUUCGAUCGUAAUCAAUUAGUUCUCUAAUAGUCACAACAAUGGGGUCUGAAGAUGGAAUCUUGAUGAGAAGAAACGAAGUAGACGAGAACGUCGCGUUGAUCUUUGGCGUCACCGGACUCGUUGGUCGAGAGAUUGUAAAGAGGCUAUUAACGUCUAAACCAAGAUGGAGAAUCUACGGCGUAGCGCGAAACCCGGAGAUCAGUUCAUUGACGAAGAUGUACAAUUUCAUCUCAUGUGAUCUGCUUAACACAUCUGAGACUAAACAGAGAUUGUCUCCAUUACAAGACAUCGUGACUUACGUGUUCUGGGUCACGUGGUCUGGUGAGUAUCCAUUGGAUAGCGACAAGUGCUGCCUUCAGAACAAGAUGAUGCUUACAAACGCUUUGGACGCGAUUCUACCAAACGCUACGAGGUUAAAGCACUUCUCGCUUCAAACGGGGAUGAAGCAUUACGUGUCUCUUGUCGGAGAAGGUUCGAGUUUGUGUUAUUACAGCGAGGAGUGUCCGAGGAAGAGUUCUGGGAGAAAUUUCUAUUAUGUUUUGGAGGAUUUGUUGAAGGAGAAGAUCACUGGUAAUUCGGUUGUUUGGUCGGUUCAUAGACCCGGUUUGCUAAUGGGAAGCUCUACAAGGACUCUGUACAAUUUCAUGGGAAGUCUUUGUGUUUAUGGUGCCAUGUGUAAGUAUUUGAAUCUUCCUUUUGUGUUUGGAGGGACAAGAGAAUGUUGGGAGGAGAGUUACAUUGAUGGGUCUGAUUCCAACUUAGUCGCGGAACAGCAUAUAUUCGCUGCAGCGAGUGGGAGAGUGCGAGCGAAAGGUGAAGCCUUUAACGCCAUUAAUGGGGUAGGUUUCACUUGGAAGGAGAUUUGGCCUGAAAUCGGGAAGAAACUUGGAGUGCAAGUUAAUGAAACUACGAUGUUUGAUGAAGGUUUCUUGUUUGAUAAAGAGAUGGGUAAGAGAAAGCAUGUGUGGGAUGAGAUUGUGGCUAAGGAGAAGCUUGUUCGGACAGAGAUUGAUGAUUUGGCGAACUGGGUUUUCAUGGAUUUGCUGUUCAGAUUUCCGUCUAAGCUUCUUGGGAAGAGAGAGAAGGUGGACAAGUUUGGGUUUAAGAGGAGAUAUAGAACCCUGGAUUCUAUUUUGUAUUGGAUUGAUGUGAUGAGAGAUGAAAAACUCAUUCCUAUGUAACACAUGCGGCUAUUGUUGUGACUGCUAGGUUUGAUUAGCAAUGUAAAUCACUGUAUGUAUUUGAUCACCAAUGCUCCCUCCCUUAUAUCAC
Messenger RNA from Camelina sativa (false flax), 1570 nucleotides. NCBI's taxonomy places the organism in Eukaryota, Viridiplantae, Streptophyta, Magnoliopsida, Brassicales, Brassicaceae. The record is from RefSeq and is a predicted model, not a curated record.